This is a messenger RNA of Cylicocyclus nassatus, 2207 nucleotides long. The record is from the annotation of a GenBank genome assembly. NCBI's taxonomy places the organism in Eukaryota, Metazoa, Nematoda, Chromadorea, Rhabditida, Strongylidae.
AGGCGAUCGACCACGCCAAUCCUUACCACCUUAUACCGACCCCGCUCAUUGUCGCGUUUUUGCCAGGAUGCGGUGGCCUGCGCUGUUUCUGCUCCCAACGUUAGCUCUCGCCUACUGCCCAGAGAUUUUCAAAAAUCAGACAGCCUGCUCAUGUUUCGAUUAUUUGGACGGUUCCGUCAUUCGCUGUUCUGGGCAGGAAGGACCAAUCAUGGUCGAGCAGAUGAAAAAAUCGCAUUUUGAAAUUAGGGAGCUGACAUUGGAAAACGCCAAUAUCGUCGAAAUUGGACCAAGAGCUUUCAAAAAUCUCCGUAUAAAGAAGUUGGUGCUGGAUAAGAACCGUAUCAAAGCACUGCAUAAAGACGCGUUCCGAGGAUUGGAAAACGUAUUACAGGAGCUGUCCAUAGCACAGAACAAGUUGCCAGAGGUUCCAAGUGAGGCUCUUGCUGGUCUACGCGCACUUAACGUGCUCAGCCUAAAAUGCAACAGGAUUGGAAACCUAACAGGGCCUGUAUUCAAAAACCUAACCUCCCUGAUCGACGUCAAUCUAUCUUGCAACGAGAUCUGCGACGUCGCUCCGAACACGUUCGAUGGGGUUCGCGACACUUUACAAAAUCUCAUUCUUGAUAUGAACUGCUUGGAUAAGUUCCCUGCUGGGGCAGUGAAUAGCAUGGAAAGUCUAAUUGCUCUGCACCUCAAAUACAAUAACAUCGACACUAUUGACGCCAGACAACUUACUAAUCUAUCGUCAUUGUCUAUGCUUUCUCUAAGCAGCAACAAUAUUUCUUCCAUCCAUCCGCUGGCACUGGAGAACACACCAAACCUACGAUACGUCUACCUAGCCGAAAACCAACUGUACAACUUUGACGUCGGCACGAUGGCACAAUUCAAGCAAACUCAGGUGCUUGACCUAGCAUUUAACAAAUUAUCGGGAAUAACCACUGAUACUUUCGCAGGAUUAGAAAGUUUGCAGCAUUUGAAUCUUGAGAGUAACAAUAUCCAGUCGAUAGCCCCUGGAGCGUUCGCAGGAAUUCCUCUCUUACUUCUAUGGCUUCCUAAUAACUGUUUGGAUACAAUCAGUCCAACAACAUUCCAAGGAGCACUCUUCUUGCGCCAACUAUCACUCGCUAACAAUAAUAUCAAGGAUAUCCAGCCUCUUUCAUUCAAUCAUCUUGCAAACCUCCAUACCAUCGAUCUUGCAAAUAACAAAAUCCAGUCGCUCCAGCAAGGUGCAAUCCAGGGAACUGAUCAUCUUACUGUUCGAUUGCAAGAAAAUCCUAUGGUCUGCUCACAAGACGGUUUUCAUGUCAUGAACGGCCCUCAAGCUAUAAACUUGACAACAGAGCCCAACAACAUCUGCAAAACAAAAUGGCAGGAGGAGACGCCUGAUGUUUGUCCAAAGGCUCUCGCACGACCUGCACAGCCACCAUGCUGUAAUCGAAAACCACCCACUACCACCGCAGCUCCGACGACUACAACUGCUGCUAUAUCGACAUCAUCGGAGGAGGAUACGACAACUUCUGCAGAAGAAACGACAGCUUCGAACGAAGAAACAACGUCUUCAAAGGAAGAAAAAGACGAUGAAGAGGAAGCGAAAGAAGAAGAUGACGAGGAAGACAGUAACGAGGAAGAAGAGGAAGACGAUACUGAAGAUACAGAACUCAGCCAAGACUCGGUGACAACUGAACCCACCACGAACACAACAACAACUGAAGCGACAACCACAACUUCGAAAGUGCCAAGAAGAAAGGUGAACAUGGAUCGAUUCUGGAGACUCUCGCAUAAACCUGCAGCAGGAUCGCCUUUCAUGAGGCAUCAAGUGAAUUCCGCUAUGAAGCCGAAAUACCUCAUAACGACUGCGCCCCCCGCACCACGAGAAGAGGAGGAAGCUGAUGAGGACGAAGAAGAAGAGGAUGAAGGAGCUGAAGAAGAGGAAGAGGAAACAACAACACGAAAAGAAUCUCGGCGAAUCCCUGCAAGAAUUCGUGAGCGACAAAAGAUGCUUGGCAAAAUGCCGCCAUGGCUGCGAACAUCAUCUAAAAACAAAAGUGAACCAGAAGAGGAGUUCAAUGAGGACGAGGAAAGUGAAACUGUACAAGUCAACGAUCAAUCCAAGCACUAAUUUCGCAUUUUGUCAUCUCUAUCAUGUGUCUCUCCUAUUCAGAAGGAAAUCUCAUUACGUGUCGCAUAUCAUGGAAUUCAGUGUGCCG